Molecule: messenger RNA, 10614 nt
Organism: Pygoscelis adeliae (Adelie penguin)
Lineage: Eukaryota; Metazoa; Chordata; Aves; Sphenisciformes; Spheniscidae
Gene: LAMA5
Product: laminin, alpha 5
Exons: 78
Biological process (GO): regulation of cell migration; regulation of cell adhesion; cell adhesion
Cellular component (GO): basement membrane
Molecular function (GO): signaling receptor binding
Source: RefSeq, a predicted model, not a curated record
AUCAAAUUUGCCAAUUCCCCUCGUCCUGACCUCUGGGUGCUGGAGCGAUCUACCGACUUUGGCCUUACCUACGAGCCCUGGCAGUAUUUUGCCUCUUCCAAGAGGGACUGCAUUGAGAAGUUUGGACUGCAAACCGUAGAUCGUAUCACCAAGGAUGACCACGCCAUCUGCACUACUGAAUACUCCCGGAUCGUGCCUUUAGAAAAUGGGGAGAUUGUUGUCUCUCUGGUAAAUGGGCGCCCAGGAGCCAUGAACUUCUCCUACUCUCCUCUCCUGCGGAAUUUCACAAAAGCCACCAACAUCAGACUGCGCUUCCUGCAGACAAACACUCUGCUCGGGCACCUGAUGGGCAAAGCUUUAAGGGACCCUACGGUGACAAGGAGGUAUUACUACAGCAUCAAAGAUAUCAGCAUUGGAGGGCGCUGUGUCUGCCAUGGCCAUGCAGACGUCUGUGAUGCCAAAGACCCUAAUGAUCCUUACAGGCUGCAGUGUGACUGCCAGCACAACACCUGCGGUGGGUCCUGCGAUCGCUGCUGCCCUGGCUUCAACCAGUUCCCAUGGAAGCCCGCCACUGCUGAUAGCGCAAAUGAAUGCCAGCCUUGCAAUUGCAACGGCCAUGCCUACGACUGCUACUAUGACCCAGAGGUGGAUUACCACAAAGCCAGCAAAAGUCACGAAGACAAGUUUGAAGGGGGAGGUGUUUGCAUUGACUGUCAGCAUCACACCACUGGCAUUAACUGUGAGAGGUGCAUCCCAGGAUACUACCGGUCCCCCGACCACCCGAUCGACUCUCCAUACAUUUGCUAUCGCUGUAACUGUGAGUCUGACUUCACCGAUGGCACCUGCGAGGACCUCACUGGCCGCUGUUACUGCAAGCCCAAUUAUACUGGGGAGCACUGUGAUGCCUGUGCUGAGGGAUACCUCAACUUCCCCCACUGCUACCCCGUUCCAGCUUUCGCUCACAACGAUACUGGAGAACAAGUGCUCCCUGCGGGACAGAUAAUAAACUGCGAUUGCUACGCUGGUGGAACGGAAGGCAAUGCCUGUCGCAAAGACCCUCGGGUGGGGAUGUGCGUGUGCAAACCCAACUUCCAGGGAACACACUGUGACCAGUGCGCUCCAGGCCACUACGGACCCAGCUGCCAGCCCUGCCAGUGCUCCGGCCCCGGUCAGUACGAUGGCACCUGUGACAGCGAGACAGGGCAGUGUCUGUGUCGAACAGGAUUUGAAGGGCACUUGUGUAACCAGUGCGCUCCUGGCUACUUCAACUACCCUCUGUGCCAGCUAUGCGGCUGCAGCGCAGUCGGGACGCUGCCAGGAGGCUGUGACUCCGUCGGGAGGUGUUUCUGCAGACCUGAAUUUGCUGGGCCGCGGUGCGAGCAGUGCAGCCCUGGGCACCACUCCUACCCGCACUGCUACGCUUGUUCCUGCGAUUCCCGGGGUGCGGUGGACAACAACUGCAGCCCAGCUGGCCAGUGCCGAUGCCAUGCGAAUUUUGCGGGCCACACCUGCAAUCAGUGUGCCCUGGGCUUCUACGGGUACCCCAGCUGCACACCUUGCCAGUGCUCCCGGGAGGGCUCUCUGCACAGCACCUGCGACCAGGAAACGGGGCAGUGCAGCUGCCGGCCCAAAGUGACGGGACUGCGCUGCGAUAGCUGCGUGCCGGGCGCCUAAGGAUUUCCGCACUGCGAAGUGGGCUCCUGUAACCCAGCAGGGUUGGUGACUGCAGAUCCCUCGCUGGCCCCGGGCUCCUGCGCGUGUCGGGCAUACGUUGAAGGCCCAGCUUGCGACAGAUGCAAGCCCUUAUACUGGAACCUGACUCCAGAGAACCCCUACGGCUGCAUGAGCUGCAAGUGUAAUACCAAGGGCACCAUCAGUGGAAUCGCAGAGUGCCACCAGGGCGACGGGCAGUGUUUCUGCAAACCAAACAUCUGCGGCCAGUUCUGCUCGGCGUGCAAAGACGGCUACUUCAAUAUGGAGAACGCAAAUUACUUUGGCUGCCAAGGCUGCCGGUGUGACGUUGGCGGGUCCCUGGGGCCAUCCUGCGAGGAGCGGAGCGGAGCCUGUCGCUGCCGGCAGAGCACACGUGGGCCCACCUGCACCCAACCUGCGCGGGCUCAUUAUUUCCCUGACCUUCACCACUUGAAAUUCGAACUGGAGGAAGGCACCACGCCGGCCGGCCGGGCUGUGCGCUUUGGCUACAACCCCCUGGAGUUUGAGGGCUUCAGCUGGCGGGGAUACGCACAGAUGUCCUCCAUCCAGAAUAAAAUCAGAGUCACUGUAGACGUGAAGGAGGCAGAGCUCUAUCUGUUCCAUGUCAUCCUGAGGUAUAUUAAUUCAGGAGGGGCCACUGUGUAUGGCAAAAUUACAGCUUAUCAGCCACGAAGGAGAGGUACAGAGCAGACCAAGCAGAUUGUCUUUGCUCCCAGCACAGAGCCAGCCUUUGUCACCGUCCCCCAGAACAGCUUUGGGGAGCCCUUCGUACUCAACCCCAACACCUGGUCUCUGGUUGUUGAAGCAGAGGGUGUGCUGCUGGACUAUCUGGUUUUGCUACCCAGCUCAUACUAUGAAGCUCCAAUACUGCAGCUAAAGGUCACGGAGCCAUGUACCUACCAGCCAGCCCCAGAACAAGCCACCCAGAACUGCCUCUUGUAUAAGUACCUGUCUGUGGACGGCUUCCCUGCUGCGUCAGGGGUGGAUGCGGUGUGCAGGCUGGACAACCGGUUACCCAGAGUGUGUCCCACAGAGCAGCUCAGCCCCUCCCAUCCCCGGAUGGCGACAUGCAGCGGCACCGAUGUGGAAGUCCAGCUCUCCCUGCCUAUUGCCCAGCCUGGGAAAUACGUGCUGGUGGUGGAGUACGUCAACACCAAUGCUUUGCAGGUGGUGGGCAUUGCUGUGAGCUCACCGCACUUAACCAUGCAGCAGGCUACAUUCAUCUUCUACCCGUGUGUCUACAGUUUCCUUUGUCGAGGGAUUGCUGUAGAUUCCCAGAGCCGCAUGGCAACAUUUGAACUUACCUCGGAGGCUACCAUUCGGUUCACCUCUGAUCUGGCUGACUUCUUCCUGCACAAAGUGUACCUCAUACCUGCUGCACAGUUCACCAUGGAGUUCAUUGAGCCAAAGGUGCAUUGCAUCAGUGUCCACGGCACGUUUUCAUCCAACAGCAGCUCCUGUGUUCCCUCAAGGUUCCUGAAACUUUCUCAGUUGAUCAUUUUGGAGGGGGGCCAGGCUCUGCCCAUCGCUCCUGAUGUCCCCCUGGCUCAGGCGGUCCACAUGGCUCCAGCCGGGGUCCCAGUGGAACCUGCACCUCGGCCUCCCACAGCAGUGGACCCCACCACAGAGCUCAUCCUCCUGCAACCACCACAGGCUGCUGUUGUGUUUAACAGCCGGAUCCAGACCCUGGGACGCUAUGCUUUCAUCCUACACUACUACCAGCCCAACCAUCCCACCUUCCCUGUGGAAGUGUUAAUCAAUGGUGGGCGUAUCUGGCAAGGUCAGACCAAUGCUACUUUCUGCCCACAUGGCUACGGGUGCCGGAGCCUGGUAGUUUCCGAGGACCAAAUUAUCCUGGAUGUUACUGAUAAUGAUCUGACUGUGGUUGUUCGAGUGCCAGAGGGCAAGCAGCUGUGGCUGGAUUACAUCCUUGUAGUGCCUGAAGACAGCUACAGCUCUCAGUACCUGCAGGAGGAACCCCUGGACAAGUCCUACGAUUUCAUCAGCAGCUGUGGCAUCAACAGCUUCUACAUCAACCCCAGCACAUCAUCGAGGUUCUGCCGCGACUCUGCCAUCUCGCUCUCCCUCUUCUACAACAAUGGGGCACAGCCCUGCCGGUGCCACGAGGCAGGGGCACGGGGCAGCCAGUGCGAGCCCUUCGGCGGGCAGUGUCCCUGCAAGUCCAACGUCAUCGGGCGAGAGUGCUCCCGUUGUGCCACCGGCUACUGGGGCUUCCCCAACUGCAGGCCCUGCGACUGCGGGACACGUCUCUGCGAUGAAGUGACAGGGCAGUGCAUCUGCCCUCCACACACCCUGAAGCCGGAGUGCGUCGUCUGCGAGCCCCAGACCUUCGGCUGCCACCCCCUCAUCGGCUGUGAGGACUGCAAUUGCUCUCGGCCCGGCGUGCAGGAGCUGACAGAGCCGGGCUGCGACGUGGACAGUGGGCAGUGCAGGUGCAAGCCCAAUAUCAUAGGGCGACAGUGUGACCUCUGUGCCCCCGGCUUCUACCACUACCCCAACUGCUGGCGGUGUGACUGCCACCAGGCUGGCACCGAAGCAAGCGUGUGUGACCCAGUCACGGGGCAGUGUCACUGCAAGGAGAAUGUGGAGGGCCUGAGGUGUGACCAGUGCCGCCUGGGGACAUUUUCUUUGGAUGCCAGCAACCCCAAGGGCUGCACCAAGUGUUUCUGUUUUGGUGCGACCGAUCGCUGCCGCAGUGCUGAGAAGCACCGAGCUGAGUUCAUCGACAUGAACGGGUGGCUCUUGCUGAGCAGUGACCGCCAGGAGGUGCCGACGACUCUGAGCCUGCAGGAGCAGCUCCUCCGUGCUGAUCUCAGGAACCUCCCAGAUGCCUACCAGGAGCUCUACUGGGUUGCACCCAGCUCCUACCUCGGGGACCGGGUUUCCUCCUACGGUGGGCACCUGCGCUACGAGCUUCACUCUGACCCACGGAGGGGUGACGUGUUCAUUCCCAUGGAGUCCCGCCCAGAUGUGAUCCUGAAGGGAAAUCAGAUGAGCAUCAUGUUUCUGGAAGGCACCUACCCUUCCCCAGGGGAGGUAUAUGAAGGCCAGCUGCAGCUGGUGGAGGGUAAGUUCAGGCACACAGAGACACACAACCCUGUGUCUAGAGAGGAGCUCAUGAUGGUGCUGGCAAACCUGGAACAGCUGCAGAUCCGGGCGCUCUUCUCCCAGCUCUCUUCCUCCGUGUCCCUGCGCCGCGUGGUCCUGGAGAUGGCAACAGAUACAGCUACGGGCAUCCGUGCCAGCAACGUGGAGCUGUGCUUUUGCCCAGCUAACUACCAGGGAGACUCCUGCCAGGAAUGUGCUCCAGGUUACUACAGGGACACCAAGGGGCUCUUUCUGGGAAAAUGCAUCCCAUGUCAUUGCAACGGCCACUCAGAUCAGUGCCUGCCGGGCUCUGGGAUAUGCCUUAACUGCCAGCACAACACAGAGGGAGACCACUGUGAGCGAUGCAAGGAUGGCUACGUGGGCAGCCACUCUGCCGAAGAACGCCUACAGUGUGUUGGAUGUCCGUGCCCUCUUUCAGUUGCCUCCAACAAUUUUGCCGUCGGUUGUGUCCACAAGGGCUCCAACACGCAGUGUCUCUGCAAGCCUGGCUAUGCUGGACCCAACUGUGAGCGGUGUGCCCCAGGAUACUACGGCAAUCCCUUGGUGAUUGGCAGCUCGUGCCAGCCCUGCGACUGCAGUGGGAACACAGAUCCCAACAUGUUGUUCAGCAGCUGUGACUCCCUGACAGGCGCCUGCACGGGGUGCAUGCACCACACGGCCGGUGCGCGGUGCGAGGUCUGCACCCCUGGCUACUACGGGGAUGCAGUGGCAGCCAAGAACUGCACACCGUGCAACUGUUCGCCUUGUGGGACAGAGUCGUGCCAUCCACAAACCGGCCAGUGCUUCUGCAAGACUGGAGUGACAGGCCAGCACUGCGACCGCUGUGAGGAUGGGUACUACGGCUUCGAGGGAUGCUUCAGCUGCCGGAGGUGUGACUGCGAUGUCGGUGCCGUGGGGAGCAGUUGCCAUGCACAGACUGGCCAGUGCAGCUGCCUGCCUGGCGUCAGCGGCUCACGCUGCCAGCAGUGCGCCCCGGGCUACUGGGGCUUCAGCGAGAGCGGCUGUACAAAGUGCGAGUGCAGAGGGGGCUCCUGCGACCCGCGCACUGGGGAGUGCACCUGCUCCAACGGGCUGACAGGGAAGCAGUGCGACGUCUGCAUGCACGAGUAUGAGAUCCCCGUGGCAAACGGUCCAGACAGCACGAGGUGUGAAGUGUGCGACAGCUGUGUCCUGCUUCUGCUGGAGGAUCUGCAGAGCAUCGAGAUGUCCUUCCCUUCCAUUCGCAGCCAGCUGGUCAACCUCAAUGCCAGCUCCAUCGCCUGGGCUCGCCUCCACGGUCUCAACAGCACUAUGGCAACUGUCGCUAACCAGCUGCGUGAGUACCAGAGAGCCAUGAACAAGGUCAGGCAAAGGGCUGACGAGCUGGAGGAUGAGAACGUGGACCUCACACAGGACCUGAACGCGCUGCAGCACAAAAUGACAAUGACUCACAGAGAAGCAAACCAGAUUGAGCAGCACACGAGAGAGACUUACCAGAGGGGGGAGCAGCUCCUGCUAAACAUCCAAAGCAUUCAGAAAGGCAUUGCAGACUUGAUGCGGCAGAUGGCCAGGCUUGGGGCAGCAAAUGCCAGCACCACCUCCACUGAGGAGUUUCGGCAGAAGAUGGCCGAGGUGGAAAGAAUGCUGAGGGAGAUGAAGGAGCGGACUCUGGGCAGCCAGGAGGAGCUGGCAAGGCACGAGCAUGAGGAGGCUCAGAAAUUGCUGCAUCGGGUGAAGAGUGAACUGCACGCCCGCUGGGAGUCCAACCAGGACCUGGUGAGCAGCAUCCGGGACCGGCUGGCGCAGCACAGCUCCCAGCUGAUGGAUCUCCGCGAUGCCCUCAACGAGGCUGUGAACAAAACCAGGCAGACGGAGGACUUGAACAGCCUGAACCGCAACAACCUGGAGGAGAGUCAGCAAAAGAGCCGCGAACUCCAAAAGCAGCAUGCACUGGUGCAGGAGACCCUGAGGAUGGCCAAGGACUCCCUGGCCCAGGUCUCCGACUUCCUACAGAAGAUGGAGAGUGCAAAGGAGGCGUACGAGAAGCUGGCAGCCCUGCUGGAUGGGGCGAAGCUGCCCCUGACUGAGCGUGUCAAGAAGUUCUCCCCGGCCAGCAGCAAAAUCCCCAUCGUGGAGCAGGCAGAGGAGCAUGCCCGGCUCCUGGAUGAGCUUGCAAGGAACCUGUCCAGCAUUAUCCAGGGCACAAACCAGGAUGGCUUUAUCCAGCGGGCGAUUGAUGCCUCUAAUGCCUACGCCAGCAUCAUUGAAGCUGUGAAAAAAGCCGAGCGAGCAGCCCACGAUGCUGAUGAGGCAGCCGGCGAGGCUUUGAUGAGUGUCAUAUCAGAAAAUCUCGGGGCCAUCUCUAAAGAGCUGAAGAGGAACAGCAGCAACCUGGAGGAGGCUGUGAGGAGAGAGCAGAGAAAACUGAACGAGGCUAUUAAAGGCACUCUGCAGAUAGCAAAGGACAAGCUGGCUGACCUCCGUGUGAAGAAGGAGCAGCUCCUGAGCCAGCUCCAGUCUGCGCAGGACAUGCUGGGCAGGGACCAAGAGGACACGAAAGAGAUGAUCCAGAAUGCCAAAGCAGCAGCUGCUGAGGCCAAUGAAACAGCUGCGAGAGUGGAAGAUACCCUGAGCAACAUGAAGAAGAAUCUGGAUGAGUGGAAAGACCAGUAUGGAGACCUUCGAAAUGAAGACCUGAACCAGGCAGUCCAGGAUGCCAGGAAAUCUGUGUCCAGCCUGGAAAGCACCAUCCCACUGCUGCUGGGGAAGCUGAGCAGCCUGGAGAACAGGAGGAACAAGAACGCCACCGUGUCGGAGAACAUUGUGCGGAUCCGGCAGCUCAUCACGCAGGCGAGGAACGCUGCCAGCAAGGUGAAAGUCCCCAUGAAGUUCAACGGCAGCUCGGGUGUGCAGGUCCGGAUGCCCAGCAACCUGCAGGAUUUGGCAGCCUAUACAUCCCUCAAAUUCUACAUUCAAAACCCUGAGCCCAGGAGCCGGCAGCGACGGCAGGACGGGACAGAGGAGGGGCGGGUCGUGUUGUACCUGGGCAGCCGGGAGGCCGCUGGAGACUACCUGGGCAUCGUGCUCAAGGACCACAAAGUGCAGUGGGUCUACAAACUGGGCGAUGAGGAGCCAGCCUCCCUAACGGUUGAUGAGGAUAUUGGAGAGCAGUUUGCCACCAUCAGUAUCAACAGGAUCCUGCAGUAUGGGCACAUGUCAGUGAUCGUGGAGAGGCAGACGGUGCACGAGACCAAGGGAGACAGUGUGGCCAAGGGGGAGCAGGGUCUGCUCAACCUUGACCCGCGCAACGUGGUCUUCUACGUGGGUGGCUACCCUUCCAGCUUCACGCCUCCUCCCACUUUGCGUUAUCCCAACUACCGCGGGUGCCUGGAGCUGGACACACUGAAUGAGGAGGUGGUGAGCUUGUACAACUUCCAACGCACCUUCCAGGUGGAUACCACCGCUGAGAAGCCCUGCGCAAGGUCCAAGUCCACAGGAGACCCCUGGUUGACUGACGGCUCCUACUUUGAUGGCACCGGUUAUGCGGAGAUCAAGUUUGAAAGCCAGUUUGGCACCACCAAGCGCUUCGAGCAGGAGAUCCGGGUGGUCUCCUACAACGGCAUCCUCUUCUUCCUGGAGAAUCAGGGUCAGUUCCUGUGUCUGGCCAUCCGGGAUGGGAAGCUGGUGCUUUACUAUGACUUCAGCACUGGCCUGGAGAUAGCAAAACCCAGCAGCAACUCCUCCUCCCUCACCAUCAGCAGCACCACAAACAAAGCGAUCCAGAUUUUCCUUCUCAAAAUGAAUAACAAGAAGCGCAUCCUGGUGCGGCUGGAGCGCCUCACCAUCUUCAUGGUGGAGCAGGAGAACUCCCUGGAGAAUGCUGUUUCCUACUACCUGGGUGGUGUGCCCCCUGCUGUGCUGCCCCCCAGCUUGAAAGCGCUCUUCCCCACGGGUGGGCCCAUCCGGGGCUGCAUGAAGGGCUUGAAGGCUCUUGGCAAAUACGUUGACCUGAAGCGCAUGAGCACUGUCGGCGUGAGCUACGGGUGCACCUCGGACCUCCUGGUGGCUCGGUCAGUCAGCAUCCACGGCCACGGCUACCUGACCCUGGCCCUGAAGGACGUGCCAGGGCUGCGGGACUUCUACAGCGGCUUCAGCUUCCGGACGAGCCAGCGCGAGGGGCUGCUCUACCACCACACCACCCAGGAGGGGACGUGCCAGGUGUCCCUCCAGAGGGGCCAACUGACCUUGAACCUGCUGGAAACAGAAGUCACCACUGAAAAUGCCUAUGCAGAUGACAGGACCCACUACAUGGCCUUCUACAGCGAUGCUCGUGGGGUCCGGCUGUACAUGGACGAUGAGCUGCAAGACACCGCAGCAGGCACUGGGUCCAGCCAGCGCAGCGACGGGCAGGGUAGGCGGGCGCCCCUUCCCCCUUGGGGGGCCACCCAGGCCGGCAGCAGCCUCACUGGCUGCAUCGGGAAUGUCUUUGUCAAGCGGACGUCAGAGCCACAGAUGGUGGUGGACCUGCAGGAGAAUGUGGAGAGCAUCAAUGUCACCAUGAGCUGUCCUUGGGGUGAGCAGCCACAGCAGCUCAGAGUCACUCCAAAGAAGGACAGGCGGAAACCCAAGGUGCUGGGCAAGCCUGCCUCAAAGGACCGCCGCCAUGGUCGGGAUGGGCUCUGCCGGCUGCACCCGCUGCCCCAUGCAGCCAGGGGCACCUUCCGCUUCGGGGGUGCCCCAAGCAGUCGCUGGGAGUUUGAGGAGAUUCCAGCCUCCUUUGGCCAGAGGUCCCAUUUCUCCCUGGAGGUGAAGCUGAACUCCUCCAGCGGGCUGCUCUUCUAUGUGGCGGGCAAGCGGGGCACCUUCAUGGCUCUCUUUGUCUCCAACGGGCGCUUUGUCUUCCUGGUGGAUGUCGGCAGGCGCCGCCUGCGCCUCCGCAGCAAAGACAAGUACCAUGACCGGCGGUGGCACACGGUCUUCUUCAGCAGAGACCAGAGCCGAGCCCAGCUGGUCAUUGAUGGGCUGCGAGCCCAGGAUGCUGCAGUGGCCACUGCAGGGCUCUUUGUGGCCCAAGCCCCCUUGUAUGUGGGGGGGAUCUCGGCUGGAAAAGCUAAGGCUCACAUACCGGUUGCAUCAGCCUCCAGCUUCGACGGCUGCCUGAGGAACCCACUGCUGGAUGGGAGGCCCCUGGGUCCCCCCUCACGCACCUUUGGGGUGACACCGUGCUACGAGGGCGCACUGGAGAGCGGGGUCUUCUUCGCUGCGGAUGGCGGGUCCGUCGUCCUAGCUGAUGCAGUGGCAACCGAGCAGGACUUGGAGGUGACACUGGAGGUCCGUCCCCGCAGUGCCUCUGGUCUCAUCUUCCACGUCGCCACGAGGAGAAGCCACCAUCUCCUGUUGUACAUGGAAGAGACGAAGGUCACUGUGAAAGUGAACGCUGGGGCUGACGAGUUCUCUGCAUCGGUGACAUGCCCAUCUCUCUGCGACGGGCAGUGGCACACCAUUGCAGUUACCAAACGGAAAAACAUAAUCCAGGUUGAUGUGGACACGGAAGGCAACUACACAGUGGGACCCAGCCAGCCUCCUGCACCCAGCGCAAGGGCGACCUUCUACAUGGGAGGGCUGCCAGAGACCGACAAGGCCAGCACAGUGUCACCGUUACCUCCCCUCUCUCAUUACAUGGGCUGUGUAAGGAACCUCGUGAUUAACCGGAGCCACGUGGACCUGCCGCGAGCCGGGACUGUCAGGGGCUCCGUUGGCCUUAAGGGUUGCCCCGUGCUGUAAGUAAGUGCA